AUGGGCAACACCCCUUUACAAAAUUCUCAAAUAAGAGAAUAACAUAAAGAAUGUGAAUCUCAAGAAUAUGAAAAAAUAAUCAAUCUUUAAAAGUAGUUGGCUCAGGAUGGAGAUAAUAAAAAAUACAUUUUGGGAAUAGAAAGCUAUACACGUAUGAAAAAUAAUUAUGUAAUCAAUUAUAAUGGUAGUAAAGAUUCGAUUUCCUUAUUCGAAUAUCUUCGAUAAUUAAACCAAUAAGUUGAUAGAGAAAAAAUAGAUAUUAAGUUUAAGCUCUUUUAUUAACUACUUAAAAUAGCGGAAUUUUUAUAAGAAAAGGAAAUUAUUCAUAAUAAUAUUAAACCAACUAAUAUCAUUUUUAAUAAUAAUUAACUAUACCUCACAGAUUUUGGAUAUCUUAAAUCUGAACAAUCUCCUACUAAAUUUUCAGAUGAUUAGAAUCUUAAGAAAACUUUACUUAAAGAUCAAAGAAGAUAUAUUUAUCCUUAUUAUAAUACGGAAACAUUAUAGAACAUAAUUCAAAACAAAAUAAGAUAAGAGGAAGAUGUGAAAAAAAAAGAUCAAUAUGCAUUAACAGUUAUGAUGCUUGAAAUUUUUUGUCCUUUUGAUGAGAAAAUUGAUUAUAAAUAGCAAAAAUGCAUAGAAUUGUCUACAAUGGAUAAUAGAAAAAAACAAAUUUAAAGCAUAAGUAAAUGUCAUAAUAAUAUUUUAACAAAGGAGGAGAUUUAAACCAUUUAAUAUAUAUUAGAAAAUAGGUUAUAAUAUUAGUUAAAUUCAUUUUCAAAUGAAUUGAUCUCUGAAUAUGAAAUAAAAAAAGAACAAUUUAUAAGUUAAAAAAUUAUUGAUUAGUAUUUAAAGCUUAUUGAAAAUGAAGAAACUGAAUUUGACAUGAAAAUUUUAUAUUUAUUUUCAGAAGAUGAAUUGAAACACAAAUUAAAUUUAAUUUAAAAAUAAUAAAAUAUUGAUAACGGACAAUUUUUAUAAAAAUUUAAGGACCAAAGAACAUAAUUAAAUGACAUUAAAAAAAAAAUAAAAAAUAUUGAACUACAAAAUUUAUUUGAUUAAAAUAAUCAAUCAAUAGAUAAUUAAAUAUCUCCUGAAAUUAUUUUGCGAGAAUUCUUCGUACUAUUAUAAUUGGAUCAAUAAAUAUAAGAGCUAAAAAUAAAUGAUGCUUAAAUAAUUAAUAAAUUAAAAUUAGUAUCAUUGUGUGAUUUUAAAAAAAAAUAAUAAUUUUAAUAUGUUAAAUUUAAGAACUUAUUAAAAGAUUAAUUGCCAUUUGAUAAAUUAUUUUAAGUUAAAUAAACUUUAAAUAAUAAUUAAGAUUAGAGUUGUUAAAAUUAAACUGAAGAAAAUAAAUUUCAAGAACAGAAAACUAUGGAAUACCUUUAUACUUUUAAGCUGAAAUAAAAUUAUUAGCAAGCUCCCUAGGAUCUAUUUGAUAAACUUCCAAAUAAUAUAUUGAAGGAUUACUUAAAGACAUUAUACAUUUAAAAUUUUCCUCUUAAUGAUAAAUUUCCUUCAAAAGUUUAUAUAAAGAAAGGGUAACCAAAUAAUUUAUAUAUUGGUUGGUUUAAUGAAAAAUAAUAAUUUCAAGGUUAAUUAAUAAAAGAAUAAGUUGUUCAAGAUAAUAAUUAAAUUUAAACAAAUUCUAGGUUCCAUAAAUUAAUCUCAUGUAUAAAAUCCAAAUAACCAUCCUAAAAUUAACAAAUUCUGAUUAAGCAUUAUUUUAAUAUUUAAAUUGAUAAUUUACAUAGUUCUAAUUCUGGAUAAAGUUCAUUAAUUAAUACUAUACCUUCAAGAAAAAGUAAAGUUUAAGAAAUUGAAGUCAUUAAAUUUCAAACCAAGAGAAAAAUUAGAGAAUAUUAUGGUAACAUUGAAAAAAAUGAAUAUCAUGGCUAAGGAUUGUUAUAAGAUUAUUAAGAUAAUUUAAUUUAUGAUGGAAAUUGGAAGAUAGGUGAAUUUGAGAAAGGAAGUUAAAUUAUUAGAGAAAAAGAUUUACAGAUAAUAAAUGAUCAUGUUGAAAUUAAAGGAACUUUUAGGAAUUGGCAACCUCAUGGUAAUAAUAUUAUGACAUAUAUUAACGAUGAACAUAUAUGUAUAGGAGAAUAUAAAAAUGGAAUUAUGGUAGGAUAGCAUGAUCAUUAUAAAAAAGAAAAAAAGGAUAAAUGGAUAAAUUAUUAAAAAGCUGAUGAAAAAGAUGAUGAUUUAAAAAUUUGGAAAAAUAAUAAUAAAAAAUACUAUAGCGUUUCUAAAAGGUUUACUAUUUUUGAUAAUAUUUUCUGA
Molecule: messenger RNA, 2280 nt
Organism: Paramecium sonneborni
Lineage: Eukaryota; Ciliophora; Oligohymenophorea; Peniculida; Parameciidae
Source: the annotation of a GenBank genome assembly